Molecule: messenger RNA, 1146 nt
Organism: Papaver somniferum (opium poppy)
Lineage: Eukaryota; Viridiplantae; Streptophyta; Magnoliopsida; Ranunculales; Papaveraceae
Product: F-box protein At3g07870-like
Exons: 1
Coding region: 1-1146 (381 amino acids)
Molecular function (GO): protein binding
Source: RefSeq, a predicted model, not a curated record
AUGGGGAAUUUUAAUUCACUCCCACACGAUAUUAUGUUUGAUAUUUUAUCUCGAUUACCAAUUGAAUCAGUUUUAGAAUACAAACUGGUAUCUAAACCAUGGAGAAAUCUUAUUCGGCAGUAUCCAUCAUUCUCACAGACUAAUCAUCUCGAUUCUGCACGUAAGUUGAGUUUCAUAUUUGAUACACCAGAUUGCUAUGAAGAAGAUCUGUUUUGGUUUAACGAGGUAUAUACUUAUACCGAGUAUAACGAGAAUUUGAACUGUUUUAUUACUAGAAGUUUAAGGAUGAGUUCAAGUCUUCCAAAUAAAUUUUGUUACAUCCUUGGUUCAUGUAAUGGUUUGAUUUGUUUCAAUGCAUCUCUUGAUAGGAAGACGAAGGCGAACAAUCAAUCUUUAUUAUUAUUAUCUGUUUAUGAACCUGCUUAUAUCUGUAAUCCAGUUACUAGAGAAUAUCUUGUUCUUCCAAAACCUGUAGGAAACAAAGUGUUAACUGGAUUUGGUUACACUCCGUCAACCAAUGAGUACAAGGUUGUGAGAAUUUUUAACUCUAGGACAGAACCAAAUUUUGGAAGUGUUCAGGUAUACACUCUUGGGAGUGGCGUUGGGUGGAGAAAUGUUAAAGCCAAGAUGGAAUAUGAUGUGAAUGGGACGUAUUCCAGGGAUCAAUUUGGUGUGUUUGCAAAUGGAUCUGUUCAUUGGGUGUCCUGCCGAGGUAUUAUUGUUGCCUUUCAUUUGGCUGAUGAAGAAUUUCUAGUACUUCGACCACCACCUUGUUUGCCACAUGGUAAUCGGUUUCCUCUUCUUUUUAAGUUACUAGUUUUAGGAGACUGUAUAUGUGUGUAUUUUUGCCGUUAUCAAGGUUCUGAAUUAUGGGUUUUAAAGAAGAAUUGGAAUAAAGAGUUUAGUAAUUUAUCAAGGUUUGAAAAACCGAUCACCUUUACGAAGAGUGGUGGGCUGUUAUGCUACAAUUAUGGUGACAAAAAUGUCUACCAUUACGCUCCAGAAGCUUCACCUUCCAGGAUGCUUGUGGAUUUUGGUAAGAAUUUUGAAUUUGGAGUCCCUCACAAUAACACCUUAGUGUCACUGAAAGCACUAGGAGAAAAAGAUGCGAAACUGCUGGAUUCGUUUGCAAACGGAUAUCAUUAG